AUUUAUGGCUCAAGAUUUCGAGGGGCCGUCGCCGGCCUCCCAGGGCUCCCUUCGGGCGUGUCUCGUUUCCCUCAGCUCUGCAUCACAUCAGCAGACGGCAUGAUGCUCCGUCGCACGUCUCACAGCGUCGGCGCGCUGCUCCUGCUGCUGGUAGCGCGCGGCGCCGAGGGCUCGGCGAGCGGUCGCCCCCGCGAGCCGCAGGCCGAGUUCGGCAGGCGCCAGGCUAGCAGCGGCGCGCAGUCGCUCAAGCUCUUGGCGGGUGAUGGGGUCACCUACAACGCGUUCGGUAAAUCGGUGGCCGUGAGCUCCGACGGGGCCCGCGUGGUGGUGGGGGCCGACUACUACUACUACGAUGCCGAAGACGCUAAGGGCUCCGCGUACGUGCUCGACGGGGCCACGGGCGAGAGGCUGCUCAAGCUUGUGGCGAGUGAUGGGGCCAAGUUGGACAGCUUCGGUAAUUCGGUGGCCGUGAGCUCCGACGGGGCCCGCGUGGUGGUGGGGGCCUUCUAUGACGACGACCAGGGGGACAGAUCUGGCUCCGCGUACGUGUUCGACGGUACCACCGGCGAGAGGCUGCUCAAGCUUGCUGCUCAAGCUUGUGGCGAGUGAUGGGGCCAAGUUGGACAGCUUCGGUAAUUCGGUGGCCGUGAGCUCCGACGGGGCCCGCGUGGUGGUGGGGGCCUUCUAUGACGACGACCAGGGGGACAGAUCUGGCUCCGCGUACGUGUUCGACGGUACCACCGGCGAGAGGCUGCUCAAGCUUGUGGCGAGUGAUGGGGCCGCAAGCGACCAUUUCGGCAUCUCGGUGGCCGUGAGCUCCGACGGGGCCCGCGUGGUGGUGGGGGCCAAGGGUGACGACGACCAGGGGAACAAUGCUGGCUCCGCGUACGUGCUCGACGGUACCACCGGCGAGAGGCUGCUCAAGCUUCUGGCGAAUGAUGGGGCCGCAGGCGACGAGUUCGGUUACUCGGUGGCCGUGAGCUCCGACGGGGCCCGCGUGGUGGUGGGGGCCGCGGGUGACGAAGACCAGGGGGACAGAUCUGGCUCCGCGUACGUGUUCGACGGUACCACCGGCGAGAGGCUGCUCAAGCUUCUGGCGAGUGAUGGGGCCGCAGGCGACGAGUUCGGCAUCUCGGUGUCCGUGAGCUCCGACGGGGCCCGCGUGGUGGUGGGGGCCGCGGGUGACGACGACCAGGGCAGCGGUUCCGGCUCCGCGUACGUGCUCGACGGUACCACCGGCGAGAGGCUGCUCAAGCUUGUGGCGAGUGAUGGGGCCGCAGGCGACUUUUUCGGUAAUCCGGUGGCCGUGAGCUCCGACGGGGCCCGCGUGGUGGUGGGGGCCGCGGGUGACAACGACCAGGGCCAGGGCAACGAUGCUGGCUCCGCGUACGUGCUCGACGGUACCACCGGCGAGAGGCUGCUCAAGCUUGUGGCGAGUGAUGGGGCCGAAUACAACGCCUUUGGUAAUUCGGUGGCCGUGAGCUCCGACGGGGCCCGCGUGGUGGUGGGGGCCUACUAUGACGACGAUCAGGGCUAUCACUCUGGCUCCGCGUACGUGUUCGACUUCACCAUCGUCACCACUGAGACAACAGCCACGACGACCACCGAUACGGGCACGAGUUCCGCAACGUCAAGCACUACUACCAUCAUCAAGACAACCACCAAGACGGCCACGACUACCACCGAUACGGGCAUGAGUUCGGAGACGUCAAACACCACAGCCACCACCGAGCCAUGGAGAUUCAUUGCAGUCUUCGCUGGUGUCUUGAUCUUGUUCUUGGUCUGAGGCGUCGCGCUGGGCUGCCUGGUCCCUCCGGACGGGCCUCGAAGCGGCCCCUGGACCUCGCAGGGCGUUUUGCCAAGCCUUCGCAACGCACCCAGGGCGAUCAGGGAGGUCACUGGAGACGUCCCAAAGACCCCCAAGACAGCACAAGAGCGCUCGAAGAAGCCGUCAUACCCCGAAAGAUCG
Prorocentrum cordatum is the source of this 1969-nucleotide messenger RNA. The record is from the annotation of a GenBank genome assembly. Lineage: Eukaryota; Dinophyceae; Prorocentrales; Prorocentraceae.